AUGAACUUCACUGUUACACCAAAGCCACUGAAGCGGACUGAAUGCCGUUCGACUGGCUUUCCUGACGUCAAAGAAUUCGUUGCCAACACAACGGACUGGAAGCCACCACGAGGAGCUUCUUUAAAGGCCUGGAACACGCACUGGAGGCUGCCAACCGCAAAAUGCCGCUGUUUACGAGCUGCGGGCCUGGAGGGGGCCCACUGGAGCUCGAACCUGACUUCCACUUCAGUCUUUGUCAUGAUUUCGAGCGACUACGUGCUGGAGCUGUCCAAUGUGUUCUACUCGGGACAGGUGGAGCCAGGGUCUUGCAUGCAGAGGCUUUUGGGAAGUAUCAAGACCGGGGUGAUUCUCAAAGAUGUGUCUAUGAAGGUGCACUCGGGGGAGGUUCUGGCCGUUUUGGGGUCCAAAGGGAGCGGCAAAAAGGCGCUCCUGGAUGUUAUCUCGCGACGGGUUCAAGGGCCUACCAGAGGGCAAAUUCUGCUCAACAACCAUCCCAUGAAUUUGAGCCUUUUUCAGCAAAGGUGUGGGUACGUCACGCACAAGUGUGACCUUAUUCCGGGCCUGACGGUCGAACAAAACCUUUACUACACCCCGACCAAGUUGACUGGAUAUUUGAAAAAGUCCAAGGUCAAGCAAGUGAUGGCCGACUUGGCCCUGAGCCAAGUGGCCAACCGCUGCACGGAGAACCUAACUCAGAGCGAAUACCGCCGUCUCAUGAUCGGCAUCCAGCUAAUCAAAGACCCCGUGAUCCUCCUCCUCGACGAACCAACUUGGGAUCUGGACCCUUUGAACACCUAUCUCGUCGUCUCAAUCCUCUCCAACGCUUCAAAAAAAUACGGCACUGCCAUAAUCCUCACAAUGGAGAAGCCACGCUCCGACGUGUUCCCCUUUUUAGAAAGAGUGCUUUACUUAUGCCUUGGAGACGUCGUCUACACCGGCGGUACGCGCCAAAUGCUGGAAUACUUCACCGCCAUUGGUUUCCCUUGCCCGCAACUCGAGAACCCGCUCAUGUACUACCUCUGUCUCAGCACAGUUGAUAGAAGAUCGAGGGAACGCUUCGUCGAAAGCAACCACCAGAUCGCAGCUCUGGUCGAAAAAUUCAAAAUCGAAGGUGGAGCGUACCGUAAAGGUUCAAUCACUGGACCUAACCAUAACCUGGACGGUGGCCUGGGCCAUGGGAACAAAGUACCAUUGCUGCUGGGCCGGCCUGGGGCCUGGCAAGUCGGCUGGACCAUCUACAGCCGUUUGUUAGUGGCCACUCUCAGCAUCCAGAAGGCCGGACUACUACGAUUAUUCCUGCGCUUGUUUUUCGUCCCUUUGUUUUUUUUCGUCUUGUGGUUGUUUUACCGCGAUAUGCAGAUGUUCCAGCACACUUUCGUCACCAGGACCGGCUUGGUGCUCAAUUGUUUGUGCGGUGCCUACUUCUUGGGAAUUUUGAAUUCGAUUUUUCUUUAUCCCGUUUUUCGCACCCGGUACUUCCAAGAAUCGCAAGAGGGUCUUUACGGUGGCGCCCUCUUCCUUAUAACUUACAAUCUAGUCUCCAUCCCCUUUUCUUUUGUUUCCGUGGCUGCGGCAAGUGCAAUCUUGUAUCCCCUGAUUGGGAGUUUUGAUGACCCUUCUCAGUACCUGUACUUUGCCCUGGUGUUGUGGGCGUGCUAUAUCUUCGCGGAGCAGCAAACCAUGGCCAUCCUGAUGGUGGUCAAGAGCCACCUAUCAGCCGCCAUCUUCAGCAUCUACAUCACUUGCAUUUGCAUUACUCUAAGUUCGGGGAUUUUGAGGUCGAUCAAAGGGUUACAACAAUGGUUGUACUACCUAACCUAUGCUACUCAAGUGCGGUACGCGUCCGCUUUCCUCAAUCGACAGACGUUUUUAAUUCCGGAACUACUUGAAACACUACCGUACGACCUGAAGCACAAUUGUACCAACAUGAAUUUGAUCGAAACGGCGGCUUCGAGCAGCUCCGGCUUUUGUCGGUACUCAAACGGACAGGAAUUUCUAGUGGAGAGGUACUCAAGGGACAAGACUGACGUUAUUUUCAGCGAUGGAAUCCUCGACUUUGACAUGAACAUUGGGAUCACUUUCGCCUUCGCUCUUGGAAUGGUCGUCUUCAACUUGUUUUUGUACCUAAUCCCGCUUCCGGCCUUCGUCAAGGCCAAGUUUCGCGAAUAAAACACAAGAUUUUUUUCAAAA
This is a messenger RNA of Tribolium castaneum (red flour beetle), 2190 nucleotides long. RefSeq lists its product as uncharacterized. The record is from RefSeq and is a predicted model, not a curated record. The transcript has 8 exons. Gene Ontology annotation, biological process: transmembrane transport. Lineage: Eukaryota; Metazoa; Arthropoda; Insecta; Coleoptera; Tenebrionidae. The coding region runs from base 1 to 2169 and encodes 722 amino acids. Gene Ontology annotation, molecular function: ABC-type transporter activity; ATP hydrolysis activity; ATP binding. Gene Ontology annotation, cellular component: plasma membrane; ATP-binding cassette (ABC) transporter complex.